AUGAUUUUGAUAAUUUUUGCUACGAGUUUUAUAAAAGAACAAGAUGAAUGUAAAUCAUUGGUACCACUUGGCGCAUAUACACUAAUUACUUGUGUCAACGAUCUUGUUAAUUAUCCUUCAGAUGAGAUUUUGUUCAAUGUCUUAGAUUGUUUAAUAAUCACAGCUGGUCGACAUAAAUGGACGAUUGUCUGUCCAUUUCUAUUCGAUCAAAUUACACUUGCGUUAAAGAAAUUUCGAAAUGAUAUUAUUCCAUUAUGGGUUAACGAUUUAUUAUCACGAUCUUCUAUACAUAAUAUUCAAACAAUAUCAGCUCUUUGCCAUCUCAUCGAAGGAAAACCUCAUGAAUUCGAAAAAAUCAAAUGGUUAAAUCAAUUAUCUUGUUCAAUGCUUCAAUCACUAUCAAUACUUGAUAAUGAAAUUAAUGAAUUUUCUAUUGAUCAAUUAUUAGUUAAAAUUGCUUUCUCAAAUCAUCGUUUAUUACCUAUCAGUCCAACAAUUCUCAAAAAAUUUCUUCCUGGUUAA
Molecule: messenger RNA, 522 nt
Organism: Rotaria sp. Silwood2
Lineage: Eukaryota; Metazoa; Rotifera; Eurotatoria; Philodinida; Philodinidae
Source: the annotation of a GenBank genome assembly